Messenger RNA from Trypanosoma cruzi, 327 nucleotides. RefSeq lists its product as uncharacterized. Lineage: Eukaryota; Euglenozoa; Kinetoplastea; Trypanosomatida; Trypanosomatidae. The coding region runs from base 1 to 327 and encodes 108 amino acids. The transcript has a single exon. The record is from RefSeq and is a predicted model, not a curated record.
AUGCAUCUAGGCGAAGAGAUUAAAGGGAGAGAGAGAGAAAGAAGGAAGGAAUUAGUCUCAAUGCGCAUUUAUGUGCAUGUGCGGGAGAAGGUCAUUGCACUGGAGUGCGGGGAUGGCACGCAAGAUGUGAUUUGGCUCGGCAAUGCAGCCAUGGUGCACUACGAUUCAUCGUUUGGACGCAAAUACGGGUCGCCGAAGUGCAUCCAAAAGGAAGGUGGGAUCACAUGCGACCCGGAUGCUCGUGUGUGUGAUUUGCUCGAUGACAACCAGCACGUGUUCGCCGUUCUUGACACGGAUGACGAUGAUGAAAAUGAAGCUACUCCGUAG